This is a messenger RNA of Magallana angulata, 2544 nucleotides long. RefSeq names its product N-acetylglucosamine-1-phosphodiester alpha-N-acetylglucosaminidase-like. Bases 350 to 970 code for a protein of 206 amino acids. The record is from RefSeq and is a predicted model, not a curated record. The transcript is spliced from 5 exons. NCBI's taxonomy places the organism in Eukaryota, Metazoa, Mollusca, Bivalvia, Ostreida, Ostreidae.
UAGUUCUGUCGAACGACGGCAUGUAAAACAGUACUAGUGGGAAUAUAAUUUGUUAAGUUUAAAACAUAUUUUCGAAUAUUUAUAUGAUAUAUUUGGAUAAACAUGAUUUACCAACGAUUCACGGAAAUAUUUUCAAAAUAUUGAUGCGAGACGGUGCAAAUAUAGUACAUAAUAUACGAUAUACGCCUAUUAUUUCCGUCAUAUAAAAAUUGCAAUGUAGUUCAAUAACUGGUUUACCAUUAACAAGGAAACUGAGUUCGAACAGUUUUGGCUCAACGACUUUUCACACGGUGUUGGACCUUUAGAAAUUAUUCGUUGUUUUACAUUCAAAUCAAGUAAAUAAAUUCUGAUGUUUCAUACAAGAAGACCACAGAAGACAGAGACGCAGUAUGGUAAAAAUGAACCCAGAGUGGCGGCGAUCUUGCUUUUGGGAUUUUGUGUUUUACCAGGCCCUUCGAUUCAAUCGACUACUAUUUCGCCAGCUUCGCACGUGUGUCCGCUACCAGACGGGUCGAUGAGGUGUUGCACUGAUUACUAUCAGACACCAGACGGUUGUCAAGAAUGCGUUGGUUCAUUUGGUUUGAACUGUUCUAUGCCAUGUCCCCCAAACUAUUUUGGACCAAGCUGUGCUUCUAUGUGUCAGUGUGGGAAAGAUGAGUGUGAUGCCAAACUUGGAUGCCCUAAGGAUAUAAAUUCAACAAUGAAAUCCUUCAAGACAUCAGACUCGUCACAAGCAGUUUUCCCAAACAGCACACCUGAAAGUUUGUUCCAAAAGCUGUCUCUAACAAAUUGGGUGCUUAUUUUUACUUCUGCAUUUGUUGUGGUUUCCGUAGCCAUAGGAUGCGUCAUCUUUGUCAGAAACAAAGCAAAGAAAGAACAGAGACGUAACCAAAAUGAUUUUAGCUCGGAAAUGGAAUUUAGGGAUGACUUCGAUAAUGCAACAAAAAUCCCGAAUUCAGGAUAUAUCUAAAGGAAGUGAUCAUUAAACGGAUUAAAAACAGAAAUAGCAUUCCUGUGCCGUCAUUAUUUUUUUAUAUUUACCAAUACAUGCAUAAACACCGAUGUCUGUAGCCAUGUCGUUUGUAUUUUAAACUUCAACGCACGUGCUUGAACAGAUCUUUCUGAGGAAAAAUAGUGUUUCUGUUACAGCGAUAGCAUAAUUAAUCAGAUUAUGAUGUAAGCCUUCCGUCUUACGGAUCCAAUUGAGGGUCAGCUCAAACUUAGUGAUGACAAGUCCAGUAUUUCUUUCUCAAGCGGUUUUAUUAAGCGUGAUCGUAUAGUUACAAUUACAUCAGCUAAUAGCAGCCCAAAUCAAGAGUCUGCUCAAUCUCAUUUCAAUAAGCGGAAUCUAUCUAAAUCUCAAUCUCUCUUAAUCUGUUCAACAUCAUUUUACAUGGGUAUAUAUAACAUUUUACUUAUGAUGGACAGUUCUGACUAGUUCGGCCCAUUUACGACGAUCAUGAGUGAACAUUUAGUGUUCAAAAUUAAGAUUAAUAUUUUAUUUCUAAAUAAAGUAACAAAACCGUCAAAACUGCCAAUCAAAGAGUCUGGAUGCAGGAUUUGAGUCUCCGAAUCCUGGGUCUCGGAGUCCCCCACCUAGUAUGAGGCAUCAUUUACUCAUAAUACGUUCAUUCAUACAUAGCAUAAAAGGUUACAAAAGGUUAAUAUAUAGAAUACACAAUACAUGAGUCAAUAUAGAGUACUUCAGCUAUUGUUGCAGACACAGAAUCGCCAAAUAUGACACUUGUUUUUAAACUAUCAAUUUGGAUAUUAUUAUGCCCGUAUUAUUCGCCUGGUUUUAUAACAUCAUUUAGGAAUACUACGCAGUGCUACAAGAUUCACAGAGUUCAUUCUAUUAAUUAUCAUUAGCACCAUUCAGUGCGCAGUAUCUAGGUACACAUAAAUAUCAUAGUGACCAUUAUGUAAUACUAGCAAUUCAAGGUCAUAGCAUGGCUAUCUGUUUACAAUGACGUUAUGUCAUAUAUUGGAGAAACUAAGAAAAAAACACCACGUGAUCGUUACCUCACUAAAGCAAGCUGUGUAAGAAUGCCAAUUGUGAUGAAUUACAUGCAAGUAGGAGUAAGGACCACAAUUUUACCACGCAACAGUGCCUACAUGUACUUAAAAUCAGGCGUGAUCGUUUGGUUCGUAGGAUCACAUUUUGUUGAUACAUGUACAUAUAAAUAGGAAAAUGAAAUUUCGUACACCUUUGAACUAUCCAGUCUGUAUUAAAGCGGGAUCCACAUCUCUAUGUCAUGCUUAGGUGAUUUUGUUAUAACAUUGAAAGUAUGCUCAGUUUUUACACUUCUAUGGAUAAAAAAAUUCCAUUUACUUUUGUAAAAGCAGUUUGGAAAAUAAAUGCAUUUUUCGAUUACAGUGACGUUUUCAUUGCUUGUCAAUUUGCUUGUCACAAUUUCUUAAACAUUAAAUUGAACAAGCAAUGCGCAAAUGAAUUUAUAAGAACAAUUUAGAAGGAGGUACCUUUUGUUAUACAAAUGUAAGUCCCCUGAAAGGGGCAUGGUCACGAUUUUGGUCAAAAAUAUU